This is a messenger RNA of Cucurbita maxima (winter squash), 758 nucleotides long. RefSeq names its product 50S ribosomal protein L28, chloroplastic. The transcript has 2 exons. Lineage: Eukaryota; Viridiplantae; Streptophyta; Magnoliopsida; Cucurbitales; Cucurbitaceae. The record is from RefSeq and is a predicted model, not a curated record. Gene Ontology annotation, cellular component: ribosome. Gene Ontology annotation, molecular function: structural constituent of ribosome. Gene Ontology annotation, biological process: translation. The coding region runs from base 121 to 567 and encodes 148 amino acids.
AUAUAAUAUUUUCAAAAUUACGGAAGCAUUAUCCAGCCCAACACAAGAAAGCUUAUCCCUUUUUCCUUCAGAAACAAAACCAGAGGCUUCUCAACUUACAGAGAACUCCGCUCAGAAACAAUGGCAGUUUCCGCAGUCUUAGGCUUUACGCCGGUCAGUUCUUCCGGUGUAAUGGCAGCGUCGUCAUCGAAACUUCACUUCAGAACUAAACCCAAUCCCGAGCUAGGGUUUCUCUCUUCUCAAUUGAGCGGCAUCAAAAUCUCCUCCAACCACUCGCUGAUCUCCCCUUCACCCAUUUCUGCUCCUCUCAGACCUGCGCUUCAACCUGUUGCACGUAGAGUUUGCCCCUUUACUGGGAAGAAAGCAAACAAGAAGAACUUGGUUUCUUUCUCGAACCACAAGACCAAGAAAUUGCAGUUUGUAAAUCUUCAAUACAAGAAGGUUUGGUGGGAAGCCGGGAAGCGUUUUGUCAAACUACGCCUGUCAACAAAGGCUUUAAAGACCAUUGAGAAGAAUGGACUUGAUGCUGUUGCUAAGAAAGCAGGAAUUGAUCUUCGUAAGGAAUGAUUAUAUAAUUCAUGCCUUUAAUUUUACUCUUAGACUUUGAGGAAGAUUUGUCGAAUUGCACAAUCAUGUCGUAUCCUGCUGGUUUUUGCCUAUCCUUGUUGUUAGUAAUCUGUUCAUUUAUGUCACAUUAUUCUUGUAUCCUUGCUUUCCUCCAUUUGGCAAUGAAGCUGAAAUCCAUCCCUUUUCCUUUC